This is a messenger RNA of Aspergillus sclerotioniger CBS 115572, 1404 nucleotides long. RefSeq names its product putative vacuolar sorting protein SNF7 family protein. Gene Ontology annotation, biological process: vesicle budding from membrane; late endosome to vacuole transport via multivesicular body sorting pathway. NCBI's taxonomy places the organism in Eukaryota, Fungi, Ascomycota, Eurotiomycetes, Eurotiales, Aspergillaceae. Bases 1 to 1404 code for a protein of 467 amino acids. Gene Ontology annotation, cellular component: multivesicular body; ESCRT III complex; cytoplasmic side of plasma membrane. The transcript has 5 exons. The record is from RefSeq and is a predicted model, not a curated record.
AUGCCUACCCUCCUCCAAUACAUCCUCUCGCAGGAUUCCUUCAGAAAAAACCGCCUCCCCUCUCUCUAUUCCGACUUCCCCAUCCACCGCAAAACCAACCCCGAGGGAUACACAACCAACGUCGCAGCCUGGGAACACGCCCUGGCCUCCGCCGCAAGACAUGGCUAUAUCAUUUCCUCAUCAUCACACGGACAUCCCUCAGCACAGAAGACGAAUCACCUGGUCUUGAGAGCAGAUGAAUCCUUGUUACGAGAUUUGGAGAUCCCCGAGUGCGGACGGCCGGUGGCGUUGGGUGCGGUUUUUGAUGACGCCACGAGGAAUCGCACUAUGGUGCCGCUGCACCUGUACCGGAGUAAUCCGGCCAGUUUGAGGAAACCGCAGUGGGGGAUAGAUACGUCGGUGUUGAGUCCGUGGGCUGUGAUGAGCUGGGGUAUGAAGCAGUUGAAAGGUGUGGUUGUGGGGUCUGAGGAGGCGACGCCGAGGUUGCAGGCCCAGGAGUUGGUUUUGGUGAAGAAUCUGAAGGAAGCUGCCGAUCGCGUCGUUAAGAAGGCUACGGGGCACAACCCGUCUAAGACGGAUUUGGUCUACUCUAAGGAGAGCUUUGUGAGUGAGUUUUCGGGUGUCUUGGAGGAGGGAAGCCGGCUGUCCGACGCGGAUAUGGAUGUCCUAUUGUUGUAUCUGUCUCGCGACAGUGGUGCGAUUGCGUAUGAUGGCAAGACUAUCAAGUUCAGAACCAGUGAUGCUCCCAAAGAUAUCACAGAGCAGGAUACCGCCGUUGCCUCUAUCAAAACGCUUAUGUCGACUAUGACUAAACAGGUAGAAAAUCUGGAAAACAAGAUCGUCGAACUCAAUUCGACUGCCAAAAUGGCGCUGCAGAAUAAGAAUCGUGUUUCUGCGCUAUCGGCCGUGCGCUCCAAGAAGCUGGCAGAGCAUAACCUAAAGCAGAGGCUGGAUACUCUGAUGCAGCUCGAAGAAGUCUAUUCCAAGAUUGAGCAGGCCACGGACCAGGUUCAAUUCGUGAAGGUGAUGGAGGCAAGCACCGGGGCCCUUCGUGGCUUGCAUACUCAGAUUGGCGGUGCCGCGAGGGUCGAGGAUGUGGUGGAAGAGUUGCGGGAAGAGAUGUCCAAGGUGGACGAGGUAGGAAACAUCAUGAACGAGGCUGGCCCGCAGAUUGAUGAGACUGAGAUCGACGACGAGCUGGAGGAAUUGGAAAACAGGGAGCGGCAGGAGAUGGAGGAGAAAGAGGCGGAAGAGACCCGCAAGAAGCUCGCCGAAUUGGACAAUCUCGAGCAGCGCGCCAAAGAAGCUGCACGCACAGCGGCAGGGGAGCAAGCUGUCAAUUCAGAGUUAGAAGAACGGCUAUCGCGGAUGUCUGUCGAAGAAGGUCCUAGAGCCACUGCUUAA